CCAACCGCAGAAGGAAUCUCUCUGCUUCGAUCGGUUGCAGCGGGACGGGAGACGCUCUCCUCUGCUGUCGUCGACUAUAUAGCUAGCCUCCCUCGCCUCGCCUCGCCUUCCUCCUCUCCUAUCCGCCCUCUCCCUCUCUUCUUCAUCUGGGGUAGUGCGCCGUGCGCCAGCGGUUCUUGGGCGAGAUGGCGGACAAGGGGAAGGGGAAAGCCGACGCCCGCUAUAAGCCAUGGCAGCGGCGGCGUCACGGUGCAGCGGGGACGGAGACUGAAGCCGUCGACGACACUGCCGGUACUUCGUCGCGGACUUCAGGGCGGACGGAGACUGCCGGCGGCGGCGGGACUCAGCAGGAGCUUCCACCCGGCGUCUCUUACCAGUUCAGUGGAGCUCCCGGUGGCGGGGGCGGGACGGGGCUCUCUCAGUCGCAAUUGAGGAUACCUACGACGACGACGACGGUACAGCAGCCGCUGAGCAAUCAAGGUGCGUUCUCUCCCCUCCCAAGAAAAUGGCAAAAUUCUUUCUCUCUGCUUGUCCCCCGUGGGAGUGCGCCCUUCGGCGGCCAGAACCAGAUCGCCAACCCACAGUUCGCUGGAGGUGGCGGCGGGGGUGGGUCAGGGGCGGGGUACGGGGGAUUCUCUCAGUUUGCCGGUGGAGAAUAA
Triticum aestivum (bread wheat) is the source of this 659-nucleotide messenger RNA. Its product is annotated as keratin, type I cytoskeletal 10-like. Lineage: Eukaryota; Viridiplantae; Streptophyta; Magnoliopsida; Poales; Poaceae. The record is from RefSeq and is a predicted model, not a curated record. Bases 186 to 659 code for a protein of 157 amino acids. The transcript is spliced from 4 exons.